This is a messenger RNA of Ilyonectria robusta, 1857 nucleotides long. Its product is annotated as dehydratase. Bases 1 to 1857 code for a protein of 618 amino acids. Gene Ontology annotation, molecular function: hydro-lyase activity. Lineage: Eukaryota; Fungi; Ascomycota; Sordariomycetes; Hypocreales; Nectriaceae. The record is from RefSeq and is a predicted model, not a curated record. The transcript is spliced from 3 exons.
AUGUCUCACACCACUUCAAAGGAUGCGGCUGAGGGCACGCAUGUCAAUCCAGAUUACGACCUCGAGACUCCUAUUCCCCCAGAUGCUAAUGGCUUGCGUCAAAGCUUGACAUCAUAUGGCGACGCUCACUUCUCUCUAUUCCUUCGAAAAGUCUUCAUCAAGGCUCUCGGCUAUAGCGAGGAUGCCCUCUCACGCCCCAUCAUUGGCAUCGUCAAUACGUACUCUAGCUUCAACCCAUGUCACGCCAAUAUUCCCCAACUGAUCGAUGCCGUCAAGCGUGGUGUUCAGCUGAACGGCGGGCUCGCCAUUGACUUCCCAACAAUUAGCAUCCAUGAGUCGUUCUCGUCACCCACGAGUAUGUACCUGAGGAACUUGAUGAGUAUGGACACAGAAGAAAUGAUCCGGGCGCAACCUUGUGAUGCCGUUGUGCUUAUUGGAGGUUGUGAUAAAACCACUCCGGCCCAACUCAUGGGCGGUCUUUCAGCAAACAAACCCAUUCUUCAUCUCGUCACCGGGCCAAUGAUGCCGGGAAGUCACAAGGGCGUGAGGAUCGGGGCUUGCACUGACUGUCGGAAUAAUUGGGCGAGCUAUCGAGCCGGAACCAUCGAUAUUGAAGAUAUUUCGGCCAUCAACAACGAGCUAGCUCCAACUGCCGGCACUUGUGGCGUGAUGGGAACAGCUAGUACAAUGGCUUGCAUCCUCGUCGGCCUCGGUCUAAUGCCUUUCGGCGGUGCCACUGCCCCCGCCGUUUCCUCCUCUCGACUACGGAUUGCAGAAGAGACUGGUGCGAAUGCCGUAGCUGCAUUCAAGAAGAACCUUCGGCCCCAGUCACUACUCACGCGAGAAUCCUUCCUGAACGCCAUCACCGUACUACAAGCCAUCGGAGGCUCCACGAACGCCGUGGUUCACUUUAUGGCAAUCAUCGGCCGACACAUGGAUACCGAGCUGGUCGAGAGUAUCAACUUGGACAAUAUCAACGAGAUUGGCCGGACAACGCCGCUGCUUGUGGACUUGAAGCCCAGCGGUGACAAUUACAUGACCGACUUUCACAACUCUGGGGGGAUGCUUGCAUUGUUGCACUCACUUAGACCCUUGCUCCAUCUCAAUGCCACAACAGUCACCGGUAGAAGCCUUGGGGAAGAGCUGGACAGGGCAACUCUGAUCGAAGUACCUCGGCACCUAAGCUGCAUUCAACCGUUUGACGAUCCUCUAUAUCCAGCGGCUUCCCUCGUUGUUCUCCGUGGUAACUUAUCCCCCGGCGGCGCCAUCAUGAAGGCGAGCGCGUCGAAAUGGCGACAUCUCCUCAAGCACUCUGGCCCGGCUGUGGUGUUCAAGGGUGCCGCUGAUAUGGCGAAGCGCGUCGAUGACCCGAAUCUGGAGGUGACUAAGAAUAGCAUUUUGGUUCUCCAGAACAUAGGGCCUAUAGGAAACCCCGGAAUGCCCGAGGCUGGAAUGAUUCCCAUCCCUCGCAAGCUCGCGGAAAAUGGCGUUAUGGACAUGCUCCGAAUUUCAGACGGGAGAAUGAGCGGCACGGCAGGUGGUUCCAUCGUUCUACACGUAUCACCAGAGGCGGCCGACCCGAGCUCAGUUCUUGGCAUCGUACAGAAUGGGGACAUCAUUACCUGCGAUGCAGAACAGCGCAUACUGCAAGUGGAAAUCUCAGACGCGGAGAUCCAACGGCGGCUUGAGGAGAGACAAGCGGAGUUUGAAAGCAGCAGACAACCAAGGACGACUGGAAAACAACCGGUGUGGGUUUCUCGGGAGAAAACAAGAGGAUAUCGUGGAUUAUUCAUGCGCUCGGUGUUGCAGGCAGAGAAGGGAGCCGACUUUGGCUUUUUAACUGCUGCUGGGCCUUAA